AAGAAAGUUAGCUGUCGGGUUUCAGUUGGACUAUAUAUUCUUCUUUCUCCACCAAGGCCAAUCAGCUUCUCCGGAUUAUCUUCUUCUUCUCCUCCAUCCAUCCUUUGCCAUUUCCAAUCAAUAUUCUUAUCAUUAUGGGCAGCUUAGAGGGUGAAAGGGAAACAGUGGGGUGGGCAGCAAGAGACCCAUCUGGGGUUCUUUCCCCUUACACCUAUACCCUCAGGAGUACUGGGCCUGAAGAUGUUUAUAUCAGGGUUCUUUGUUGUGGACUCUGCCAUUCUGAUCUUCAUCAGGUCAAGAAUGACCUUGGCAUGUCCAAUUAUCCCUUGGUCCCUGGGCACGAAGUGGUUGGUGAGGUUGUGGAAGUGGGGGCAGGCGUGGGAAAGUUCAAAGAGGGAGAGAGGGUAGGGGUUGGGCUGAUCGUGGGGUGCUGUAGGGACUGCCGCCCUUGCAAACAAGGGAUUGAACAGUACUGCCCCAAGAAGAUCUGGAACUGCAAUGAUGUCUACACCGAUGGCAAGCCCACCCAAGGUGGCUUUUCUUCUCACAUUGUCGUUGACCAAAAGUUUGUAGUGAAAAUACCAGAAGGGCUGGACCCAGAACAAGCAGCCCCACUUCUAUGUGCGGGUGUGACAGUAUACAGCCCAUUAAAACAUUUUGGGCUGAAACAGAGUGGGCUAAGGGGAGGAAUAUUGGGCCUUGGAGGGGUUGGGCACAUGGGCGUGAUGAUAGCAAAGGCAAUGGGCCAUCACAUUACGGUGAUAAGCUCAUCUGAUAAGAAGAGGGAAGAAGCAUUGGGCCAUUUGGGCGCAGACGAUUAUGUGGUGAGCUCAGAUGCAGCCCAAAUGCAAGAGGCUGCUGACUCGCUUGACUACAUUAUUGACACUGUCCCGGUCGGACACCCGCUCGAGCCAUAUAUCUCUUUGCUCAAAGUUGAUGGGAAGCUAAUCUUGAUGGGCGUUAUUAACACCCCUUUGCAAUUUGUCUCUCCAAUGCUCAUGCUUGGUAGGAAGACCAUAACGGGGAGCUUUAUAGGAAGCAUGGAAGAGACGCAAGAAAUUCUUGAGUUCUGCAAGGAAAAGGGGGGUGACGUCCCAGAUUGAGGUGGUGAAGAUGGAUUACAUCAACACGGCAAUGGAGAGGCUCGAGAAAAACGACGUCCGCUACAGAUUUGUGGUCGACGUUGCAGGAAGCAAACUCCACCCUUAAUUAUAGAUGCAUGCAUGCCAAAAAGGGAUGGAUAAAUCAUAAAUUAUAUACUCCAUAUAGAUACUCACCUUCAAAUAAAAUAUUCGAGGCUUUAAUGUGUUUGUUUCAGUUUUUUGUUUUUACUUUUUAUUUGAAUUUCCAUAAUUGUACGUGGUUUUAACGUAAUUAAAGAUUGAGAGAGGUUUAUAAUAUAAAAUGAGAAUUGAUGAUCUUGUUGUGGAUUUUUAGUUGGAAAAAUACAAAAUUAACAUCUCCUUCACAAUAUUAUGACCAUGUUUGAUAA
This is a messenger RNA of Cuscuta epithymum, 1492 nucleotides long. Lineage: Eukaryota; Viridiplantae; Streptophyta; Magnoliopsida; Solanales; Convolvulaceae. The record is from the annotation of a GenBank genome assembly.